UUAAUUACUUCAUAUUAAUUAAAUAUCAAUAACAUAUGGAACAUUAUAAAAUUUAUAAAGAAAGUGUGUAAUGCAUGAAUAUAUGCGCAUCUUUAUCUAAGAAAAUUCGCGCAUCGAAAUCUUCCGUCGCGCGUCGGACUAACCUGAGUUAUCGAUUUAAUAUUUACAUUAUCGACAACGUUCUUACAAUCAAGCAAUCUAGACACCAUCGUUUCGGAUGUAUUUCUCUCUUAAACCAGACACAGAGGAGAAAGAUGAGGAAAAAGCGCCGAAGAAGAGCGGCUACACUGGAGUAUAUUCCUCUGGAAACUAUUGCGAUUCUGUAUACUCUACUGACUCGACGCUCCACGACGUGCUCCGACGUUCUUGGAGCUCGUUCCUCGUCGUUACUGCGUCUACGAGUGAGUUUGUGAGUGAGACACGCACGCGGCGCGCGCUUGACACAGGUGCGCUUCCACGAGGAGAGCGAGGAGGCCUGCUACUCUUCGUCGUCGUGAUCGUCGUCGUUGGAACUGCCGCCUGGUAGCGCAAGAUCAAAGCUUCGAUUUUAUCC
Messenger RNA from Wasmannia auropunctata (little fire ant), 553 nucleotides. RefSeq lists its product as uncharacterized. Lineage: Eukaryota; Metazoa; Arthropoda; Insecta; Hymenoptera; Formicidae. The transcript is spliced from 2 exons. The record is from RefSeq and is a predicted model, not a curated record. Bases 218 to 526 code for a protein of 102 amino acids.